GGCUCGGAGUGCGGGCCCCGGAACGCGGGGCGGCACGGAGCCAGGCCCUCUGCCGCCCCGCGCUCCCAUGUACGCCUUCUACUCGCUGCUCAUCUACAUCUUCUACAGCCUUUUCCGCAGGGAUGGAGGGACCGCGGCGUCCGCGGACUCCGGGGACACCGCCCAGAGUGCCCGCUGCAAGCCCGGGGAUCGCCGCCAUUCCGGCCAGUCACCUGCAGAGCUGUGGACCGAGCUGACCGGCCUGGUAGGCUGCUGGGAGUCCGAAGAUGGGCCAGAACGGGGAGCUGAGGGCCGCCCAGCCGAGGUCUCCCUGGAAGAGGCUCUUGUGCGUCUUGCCGAGUUUCUCUCAGUCCAGCUGGGGGCGGAAGAGAGCUGCGGGUAUUCUAUCGAUCUGAGUAAGUCUGGUGAUGUCCCUCCACUGUUGAUGGUGAUUGGUCAGCUCUUGGCCCUCCUGUCUUGGAUUCGGAACCCCAGGGGAAAGCAUGCCCUACCCCAGGGAACUCAGCCACCAACUCCUGCUGGACCCACAUCCCAAGAAGAAAGCCCUUCCCUUUCACCGAGGGCUGAGGCCCAGGGGCAACAGCCCCCCCAGCUGGAGGAGGACCACAGGGCUUGGCAGCGGCCGGGGCAGCUCGGUCUUGGACAGGGGGCGACAGACUCUGAGAAAAGCAUUCAGCAUCUAACCCUGGAAAAUGAGACCCUGAAACAGAGCCUGAUCCUCAUUCGGGACCUCCUGAGGCACUGGGGUCCUGGCCUCCCUACCAGGGUCCCCCAGGAGGAGGCAGAGGCACUGGUGGAGCUCCAAGGCCAGCUUCAGGAGGCCCAGGACGCCACAGAAGCUCUCCGAGUCCAGCUGGGGAUGCAGGAAGUGCAGCUGCAGGGCCUUCGGGGGGCCCUCCGGCAGCUCCAGCAGGAGACCGAGCAGAGUUGCAGAAGGGAGCUGCAGCAGGUGCAUGGGCAGCUGGCAGGACUUCGGGCACGCAUGGCCAGCCUGCGUCAGGGCUGCGGUGACCUCCGAGGCCUGGUCAGCACCUUUACCCAGAGCUGUCAGGGUUCACUGAGCGAGGCCCAGGGCCAGGUAUCCUGGGCCUUGGGGGCAAUAUCAGCCAGUGGGGCUGGGACUCAGCUCCCUGAGGAGCAGCAGGGGCCCCCAACUGGAUGCCCAGGGCAGCUACUGGAGCUCAAGGGAAAUAUCCGUGUACUGUGUCGGCUGAGGCCAGGGACACCGUCCAGCCUGGUGAGCUCGGAGCCUGGUCCAGGCGGCACAGUCACUACCUGCUAUCGAGGGCACCAGCGGCGUUUCCGCUUGGACUGGGUCUUCCCUCCAGAUGCCAGCCAGGAGGAGGUCUUCAGGGAGCUGAAGCCUGCUGUGCUAUCCUGUCUCCGAGGCUACAGCGUCUGCAUUUUCACCUAUGGUCAGACGGGGACUGGGAAGACCUACAGCAUGGAGGGCCCACCUGAGGACCCUGGCAUAGCUCCUAGGGCGCUACAGUCACUGUUCCAGGAGAUGAGGACUGGAGGGCAGCACCGAGUGACCCUCAGCAUGGUGGAGAUCUACAACGAGGCUGUCAGGGACCUCCUAGCCCCAGGGCCCCCUGAGCGCUUGGCUGUGAGGCAGGGCCCAGCAGGCCAGGGAGGAAUCCAAGUGGCUGGCCUCACGUACUGGGAGGUGCCCAACCUGGAGACACUGCACCAGAUGCUGAGCCUGGGGAGGAGCAACCGGGCUACUGCUGCCACUGCCAUGAACCAGCACAGCUCCCGCUCUCACGCUCUGGUCACACUGACGCUGCGAGCAGUGUCCCCACCGCUCGGUUCAGGCACUGCAGGCUUGCUUGCCCCUGCAGGCACACUGCACCUGGUGGACCUGGCGGGAUCGGAGCGUGCCUGGAAGGCAGGGGCCAUCUGCAGGAUGCGGGGCGACCCUCACAACGCCCGACGACUUCAGGAGGCCCGGACAAUCAACCGUUCACUGCUGGCCCUGGGAGGCGUGAUGACCGCACUGCGAGCCCACCGGCCACACGUGCCCUUUCGCGAUUCCCAGCUCACGCGCCUGCUCCAGCCAGCACUCUGUCCUGGUGCCACUGUGGUGCUGUUGCUGCAGAUCUCCACGCGGCCAGAGGACCUUGGCGAGACAGUGUGCUCCCUCAAGUUCGCUGAGCGAGUAGGCCAAGUGGAGCUGGGGCCAGCUCGGCGCAACAGGGCCCGGCGCUCUGGGACGCCCUCCUCCCUCAGCACUGACACACCAGUCACUGGGACUCCCUGCAGCCCUACACCAUCCCCAGGCAGCCCUCCAAGCCCUGGCCCCGACAGCGGCUCGGCUCUUGUGCCCCCAGAAGACCUGCUCUCGUAGUCUGGCCCAAGGAGUCUGGGGUCAUGCCUCUGCUGGCAGAGGCAGCAAAAUCCCUGUACUCCCACAACCUCCUUGGUCUCUGGGGGCUCAUUGGCCCCCAAACUCCUAGAGUGGUCCCAUUCCCCUCCCCGUGAGGAGUGUUCCGCGGAGAGUAACAAUUGCCAGCCCCUCAGCCCCAGGCCCUCAGCUCCCUCCUUAUCACUGUUUGCUGCAAUAGCCUCACGCAGCAGGGGACCCCAGAGCAGCCUGGCCUGGCCUACUUGUUUCUGAGUCACCACAAUCACCACCCUGCCACCAAAUAUCAGACUUGGCAUUAAAAUGUGGUCGAUUCCUUUUACUGUUACCUCCCCCAAAACACCACCAAAAACAGGUAGGGUCCCUGUUCCUUAUGCCUUUCCCCAAAAAGGUGCUACCUCCUUCCCAGACAGUUGAGGAGAGGACUUCAGGUUGGAGCUGCCAUUUAAGUUCUCCCUCCCCCAACGCUGGAGCCAGGAGAGGGGAGGUGACAGAUGGUGAUGGAUGGAUGGAUGGAGGGAGGGCCAGAGAAGGUGGGGCCAGGAAGACAGGAAAGGCUACUCCAAACAGUGCCACUCCUCCCAGCCUUGCCUCUGGGGGUAGCAGAGGCCUGAGUGACCAUCAGGGCCAGGGUGGUGCCCAAGUGGACACAACCCUUUGUGGGUAGUCCAAUAAACAUUGUAGACUCUCA
This is a messenger RNA of Miniopterus natalensis, 3056 nucleotides long. The record is from RefSeq and is a predicted model, not a curated record. NCBI's taxonomy places the organism in Eukaryota, Metazoa, Chordata, Mammalia, Chiroptera, Miniopteridae.